Molecule: messenger RNA, 2982 nt
Organism: Fusarium mangiferae
Lineage: Eukaryota; Fungi; Ascomycota; Sordariomycetes; Hypocreales; Nectriaceae
Exons: 5
Coding region: 1-2982 (993 amino acids)
Biological process (GO): proteolysis
Molecular function (GO): protein binding; serine-type endopeptidase activity
Source: RefSeq, a predicted model, not a curated record
AUGACAAAGGUUGCAUUCACAACAGACGUCAAAGGCGUCGUUAGCGAUGACGACGAUGAGGACUACGAGAACGAUGAUUUUGAGGAGGAGCCCGCCAAGAUAACCAACCACGAUGAGGUUCUUUUCGCCUUUGAGAGCAUCACGAAUGAGGCUCGGAAUAUGAAGCUGAACUUGGGCAAGAGAGAAAAUCGAGAGAGCUUCUUACAAAAGUAUGGGCAAUUCCUCUCAAAAUCGACAAAAGACUCAAACCAGACACUCCUCCACAUGAUCGCCAACACAGUGGGACACAAAUCGUUGACUCGCUGCGUUAUCAAGUUCGACAAGACCUUGCUAUACCGAGUGGACGACUCAAGCAAGACUCCUCUGCAUAUCGCCAUCGCCAAAAAGAACCAUGCAUUCAUCGAAGUGGUCUUGGAUGAGAAGAAGUAUACUAUAAAACUGGUCAAACGAGCAUCCGAAGAGACACUACGAGCACAAGACCAAAGCGGCCUGACCCCUCUUCACUUGGCUGUCGAUUACAAGUAUGCAUCAGAAGGGCAGCUAAAGAUUGUCGAGGCACUCCUUGCUCAUGGGGAUAGUGCCUUGGAUGAGUAUACCAAGGAACCUCAAAACCUAUCCAUCUAUGAGUACCAAGAUCACACACAGCGCCUCUGGCGGAAACAAUUCGAAGUGCCUGUUUCCGCUCGUGCUGGGGAAAGAAAACCCGACGGAUCAAGGGAUGAGCCACAGGGACAUGAGAGCGAACAUGCCGGAUCAAAGCCCAAAGGAGGGCUGGAGCAUGCUGGCGGGAGAAACCGCAUCUCUCAACAAGGCAAAGACACCCACGGAGGGCUACAUCGAGCGCCUGAUAACCCUCAUGCACCAAGAUCAGAGGAGGCCGAAGUACUUUCUUCAAGCCGCACUUCUACUGAAAGUGCACGCCAUACAGCCGUGAACAAAAACUCACCUAUUGAAGCACCUGAUGGCUUCAAGCCUAUACAGAGACGACAAACGGGUGUAGAAAACGGUGAAAAGCAGGCCCAAGAAGAGAAACGGAAGAGCGAAUACGCAGAGAAGAUCCGCCAGGCGGUCAAGCUACACUAUCUCCGAACUACUCUGACGAUCAAUUCGAGGCCUGCUAGUAGGGAUCAGCUCAAAGCUGUCAAGUUUCUACAUGGAGCGAAUCUAAACAACAUCAACUUGUGUUUCGACUACUCUGAGGCACCACCAGAGAUCUACGAGGAUUCCUUCAAACAAAGUUAUGACCACAUCAACUUCGACCAAGUCCUGCGCUACGUUUCAUUCCGAAGAAUCGAGCUGCAGAAACCCCCAGUAUCAGCUAUAAAAGCAAGACUAACAAGGAACCGAGCUCAGGCGUCGAAUAAAGGACGUGGUAGGGAUGAUCUGACAGUUUUCUUCAACUGGCUCAAGGGGAAGGGAGUCAAGCAUGUCCUCAAGGUUAUGGUGGAUGACUUGAAAGACCCAUCGCAUAGCGACAAGGCACUCGAGGAUUGUCUACGGCCUUUCGAGGUGGAGAUUCUCGACUGGACGAAAGUCGACUUGUGUCCGGAGACUAUCUUAACUGCUUGUCGGAAUGUUAGGCAGCUUUAUCUCCGAUGGAGUGGUAACAGAGCGGUUUUGAGGGCUUGGAGCGAGCCUGAUGGACUGGCGAAGCUAGAAAGGCUGGAGGCGGUACAUUUGGUAUACAGUGAGGAGCAGGCAUUAGAGUCGGCCGAUCGCAUCACAAUGUACGCGAAUGACUUCGAGGAGCGGUUAAACGACUCAGCAGCCUCAAACCCGAACAGACUGCCUUCAAAUGACGAAGGCGAGGCUGGGGAAGGAAGACGUAUACUCGUCUUCAGGUGCAAAGCAGAUGUUCCCGGCAGUGAACGAAUUGUCCGAGAGGGAGCAUUCGCAAAGGCUCAAAGCGGCAUCAAUGAGAUGAGUCUACAGUCAAACAGAUGGCUGAACUGUAUGGACAAAUUUGCCGACGAACUCCAAAAUACUUGUUCCGAGUUUGUCAAGCCUCAAAAUGGUAUCAAGGUCGCCCUUAUUGACGAUGGCGCUGAUCCCUACGUCGAGUCUCUACGGGGUAAGAUCUGGGGUGGAGAGACGUUCAGCAGAGGCUUUCCUCACGAGAACGGACCCAGCCCUUACUAUAGGUCUACGAAAGGCCACGGGACUGUGAUGGCGGAUAUGAUUUGCCGGGUAUGUCCGAUGGCGAGGCUGUAUGUGUACAAACUUGAGACGCAGACGAGUCUCAACUUGGCGACACAGACUCAUGGCAAGGAGUACAUUGCUGCAGAAAGCGCAGCGCUGGCUGUGAGAGCAGCGAUAGACCAGAAGGUGGACAUCAUCUCAAUGUCCUGGACAGUCAAAGAAACAGUCGAGAAUCGUGAUGGUGUCAACACUUUCCGCCAAGCCAUCAAGGACGCACUCGACGCAGGAAUUCUCCUCUUCUGCGCCGCCGCAGACACUGGCGCCAUCACCGAAGUUGAGUACCCAUGGUCUUUCGACCGCCAGCGCAUCUUCCGCAUCGGCGCUGCCACCGCAGACGGUCGCGUAUGGGGCCCAACAGGCAGCCCCCAGCACUUAAGCUUCGUUAUACCAGGUCACAAGGUAGUAUCGCGAAAUCCACACCGUGAGGGUGCGUUGCCAGACGACUUUGAGGAACGCACCGGUUCAUCCGUGGCUACGGCGUUGGCGGCUGGUCUAGCAGCACUCAUUCUUCACUGCGUCAACCUUGCCAUUGUUCACGGUAAGGAACAUCCGUCUACUACGGCUGUUAGCGCUGAAGACCUGGAGCGACUUUCGAAUCACGAUGAUAUGUAUAAUGUGCUUCGUGGUAUUGGGUUGGAUGAGGGCCAGCAGCGGUUCAUUGAGGUUUGGCGACGGUUCGAUCGUCCGGCGAAGGAGCUCAAGGAGCCGAUGAGUGACAAGAUGGAUGCACUUGGCAUCGUUGCUAGACUGGCUCGAGAUCUUGUUCCUAGUGGAAGCAGCUAG